UCUGGAGUGCCACUCACUGGCUGGCAGUGAGGAGCCAGGAGACUGGCAUUCCCAGCACCAAAGUCCUAUUGAUCUUUGCCCUUGCCCCUCCCUGGGAGCCUUGGCCCUCCUCCUGCCUUUAUUUCUUCUCUGCUGGCCUUUCCUGUUCUCUGUCUCCUCACUUCCCUCCGUGGCCCUGCUCUGAACUGGCGGUUUUUCCUAGCUCCUUGCCCAGGCCGAUCCUUCCAUGCUGUCUUCAAGCCCUGCUUCCUGCACAUCUCCCAGCCCAGACGGGGAGAACCCAUGUAAGAAGGUCCACUGGGCUUCUGGGAGGAGGAGGACAUCAUCCACAGACUCAGAGUCCAAGUCCCACCCGGACUCCUCCAAGAUACCCAGGUCCCGGAGACCCAGCCGCCUGACAGUGAAGUAUGACCGGGGCCAGCUCCAGCGCUGGCUGGAGAUGGAGCAGUGGGUGGAUGCUCAGGUUCAGGAACUCUUCCAGAGUCUUGCUCUGUCACCCAGGCUGGAAUGCAGUGGUGCGCUCCACUCUCUGCAAUCUCUGCCUCCCAGGUUCAAUCGAUUCUCCUGCCUCAGCUCCCGGAGUAGCUGGGAUUACGGGAUCAAGCAACCCCUUCUGAGCCUGAGAUUGACCUGGAGGCUCUCAUGGAUCUAUCCACAGAGGAGCAGAAGACUCAGCUGGAGGCCAUUCUUGGGAACUGCCCUCGCCCCACAGAGGCUUUUAUCUCUGAGCUGCUCAGUCAACUCAAGAAACUCCGGAGACUCAGCCGGCCUCAGAAAUAAGCCUGAAAGACCAUCUUUAGCAGCCUCAGCGCUGCCAGGCCUGCCCUGAAACUCCAGAUCCUGGCUAAGAGGGAAAUAGCUCCUUGGGACACAAACAAGAAAUGUGAACAAGGAGGGACAUUUGCAUACUCCUACUGGCUGUGCGGUCACAACUAGUUUCUGUCAGCUGGGCUCUCUGGGAGAGAGCUGGCUGCUGUCUAAUGCCUUCCUUGGCAGCCAAGUGGAUAAAACCUUUAGGAGCCCCA
This is a messenger RNA of Chlorocebus sabaeus (green monkey), 1025 nucleotides long. RefSeq names its product protein phosphatase 1 regulatory inhibitor subunit 14D (gene PPP1R14D). Gene Ontology annotation, molecular function: protein serine/threonine phosphatase inhibitor activity. Gene Ontology annotation, biological process: regulation of phosphorylation. Lineage: Eukaryota; Metazoa; Chordata; Mammalia; Primates; Cercopithecidae. Gene Ontology annotation, cellular component: cytoplasm. The record is from RefSeq and is a predicted model, not a curated record.